ACGUUCCCAUAAUAGAUCUCCAAUCUAGUUUGAACCACUAUAAAAACGAGAAAUAAAUAAUUUGAUAAUAAAUUAUUGAUAUAAUUUAUAUGUAAAUAUUCAAAAGUAAAGAAUUAGUAAUUUAACCUGUGCAGUGGCAAGUGUGGAUAUAACGUAAGACGUUCGUUGAGAAAUGUGAAUUAGACUGGAACGGACACGCAACAACAACAAAAAUAAAAUUCGUUUGUUUUUACAUUGAAAAGCAAAAAUGAAGAUAAAUGAGAAGAAUUUGUGUGCCUUUGCUUCAUCUGCUACCCCUGUGGACCGGGAAGGUUGGCUGGACAUGAGAGGCGAAGUGGGAAAGAGUUACCAGAGAAGAUGGUUUACUCUCAAGGGAAAUCUUCUUUUCUACCUCGAUAAAAAAGGCGAUAAGGAGCCUGUUGGUGUAAUAAUACUGGAGGGAUGCACAAUAGAACUAACUGAAGAAGAAUCCUACAGUUUCAAGAUAGUGUUCCACUGCGAGGGUGGGCGUACAUACUACCUGUGUACCAACUCUCAGGCGUCAAUGGAGGCUUGGAUGAAGGCUCUGGCUUGUGCCAGCUAUGACUACAUGAAGUUGAUGGUUGCUGAACUUCAGAGGCAGUUGGAGGAGGCUGAAGCUGAAGAGGCAGCUGAUGCUGCGGGCAUAGUGGCCUUGAGUCCAUCUGAGGAUGAGCCAAAGGUGCCGCCGCGCGGACAGCGCCACAACCCCUUCAACAAGCCGCCGGAGGGUGAAGGCAAAGCUGUGCCUGGGAGCAGACAUCAUAAAGAUAGUGUGAAAUCAGAAAUUCCACGCAAAAAGGUGCCAUUCAGGGACAUACACAAGACCUACGGCCGCAAGAUUCUCACCGACCGCAGCGAGUGGCGCGCGAGGCUUAAACUACGUGAAGAAGCACACGAGAAGCCACUAAUACAGCUCUGAGCUGACAGGUCACAGGAUCACACCUGGCCGUUAGUCGACUCUCGGAUUAGUUGGCGAAUGUACAGUAUCGUAUAUUUAAAGAACUAUGUAUGGUGCGAACACUUGUGACCUGUUCGGCUAAUUUAGAUAGUGCGUACUGUGCUUUAGUGAAUAACAUGCUGUGUACGCUGAAGAGUGUACAUUUUUGCCUAUUAAGUUAAGAGAAGAUGGCUUUGGAGUAGACUGUUAGUUUUAAACGUUUUAAAAUAUCAGCCGCAUUAAUCUAUGUGAUCUAGAAUAUAUUCAGACAAUAUUCAAAAUUUGUUCUGUUUAUAACUAUAUUAUAGAAAAAUGAUAUGCAGUUUCAAAACAGCCGAUAGAUUUAAGCAUAUGUUUAAAUACUUUUUCGUAUGGCCGGAACAAUGAUUGUUACGCCGCACCGCCGCUUGCCAUAGCUGUAGGGUGUUUCUUGUUGCAUCAAAUUCAUAUAUUAUUUUAAAUAGUACAUCUAUACAUAUUGGACUCAUUAAAUGAAUCGCUAUCGUAAGCACUAAAAAAGGCAUCGUGUUGCCCGCAUUCUUCGUCUGCGUUUAUUACAUUUCUUUUUACAUAUUCCGUGGAACCGUUUUAUUUCCUGGAAUAAAAAGUAGCCUGUGUCCU
Molecule: messenger RNA, 1579 nt
Organism: Pararge aegeria (speckled wood butterfly)
Lineage: Eukaryota; Metazoa; Arthropoda; Insecta; Lepidoptera; Nymphalidae
Gene: IPIP
Product: sesquipedalian-1
Exons: 4
Coding region: 248-940 (230 amino acids)
Biological process (GO): receptor recycling; retrograde transport, endosome to Golgi; endosome organization
Cellular component (GO): early endosome; trans-Golgi network; recycling endosome
Source: RefSeq, a predicted model, not a curated record